GCCGUCGCGUGACCCCGCAAGCCUCGUGUCCUCGGCACCAAUCAGUCCCCAGCAGACGAGUCCUUAUCUCGCCCCCGCAUCUCCCCUCCUACCGCACACACGCACUGGCUCCGACUCUCUGAGCAUCUCUCUCUCGAGUGCGUGUGUGGGGCACGCGGCAUAUAGCGUGGGGUAGUAACACUGCGAACUGCUGAUAAGUGCUGCUGCUGCUGCCCUUGCGAGCUGACACUCCUCUGAUAGUGCGACUGAUAGCCGCCGCCGCCGCCACUUCUGCUGCUGCCAACAUUCUACAUCUGGAUGUAUCAGAUGCUGAUAUAAAGUAGGAGUGUAGUGUCUUACAGUGUGUUGAGAUUUAAGUUCAAUUCGGCGGGUUCAUAAGUUACACAAAUUGUAUUAUUGCCAUUCGUGUAAUAUAUAACAUUCCAUAAAUUGUCUCUAGGUUUGAUGGGUAUAGCGCGUAUUUGAUAUUUACGUUAUUCUCACGUUCAACCUGAUUUGUAUUGGUAACAAUGUGUAUACUAUCCAAGCCCGACUUCUACUUCGCUUCCAGAGAUCAUCAGUAAGAAACUAACAGCUAAUUAUAUUUAGUAUUGCGUAACAACAAGAUACAUUGGCUCAGGCGAUAGCACGUAGUUUACAUAACACUAAUAGCCUGACCUACAGCUUCUGCAUCAUAGGAUUCUAUACAUAGUAUCUGUCGUAUCUACGUUGCGUAUCUGCCACUACCACACUACUAAGGUAGCAGUGGAUAGAGUCUGGCUUGUGUUGGGUGCCUUAGAAGGGGGAGGUGGCAGAGAGAGGAAGGAGGAGUUAAAUAGCUGCGCAUAUUAAGGAGGUGUAGUGUAGACACACAGAGACGGACAGUCCGCACAGUCAGUGAUCAGUCGGUGAGAGAGCACACACAUCCAUCCUACAGAGACAAAGAUCCCCCUUAUAGCCCUCAAAAGACUUGAGAGAAGUGCUGUCGACACACGCAUACACAUAAACUCACGCUCCCCGGCUUAGCCUUACACACACACACGUGCGCACAGGCUGUUGCGGGGCAAGUGUUGCUGGCGAACACCCAUACAACAUCCCAUCGCCAUCUGACACACGCAGGCAGAAACACAGUCGCUGUACGCGUGGGUGUACAAUUCGCACACUCAACAAGUCACGCGCUCGGCUCUCCUCUCUGCCUGCGAUGGACCGCUGCUUGCUCAACAUUCAGCCCAACCUGUGCUCUGCCAUGGAGGAGGACCACGAGCUCGAGAACAGAGACUUCUCUGGGUUGCAUUACUCAGGCCUCAUCGUCGGCCGAGCUCGGCGGGGGUUGAGAAGAGGAUCAGAAGACAUGCAGGAUCUCUACAAGCUGCCGCACCGCCUCAUCGAGAAGAAGCGUCGCGACCGCAUCAACGAGUGCAUCUCCCAGCUCAAGGAACUCCUUCCCGACCACCUGAAGCAGACGACCCUGGGCCACCUGGAGAAGGCGGUGGUGCUGGAGCUCACGCUGAAGUACAUGCAGGAGCUGCACGCCCUCGCUGAGCAGCAGCGCCAGCGCAUCCACUCCCUGCAGCACGGCGCCGGCCCCACCGCGGCUGCCGUGAACAAGCAGGCGAGCGGCGUGGAGCAGGGCGACUCGUUCAAGCUGGGCUUCCACGCGUGCAUGAAGCAGACGCUGAGCUACCUGCAGCAGCACGAGCGGUGCGGCGCGCGCGACGACCGCUACUCCCGCCUGCUGCAGCACCUCCAGAGCAAGGCGAGCUCGCUCGGCCCGGCCGCCUCUUCCGGCGACGUCAAAGACGAGGACGUGGGCAACUGCGUCUCCGUCAUCCAGCGCAACCGCUCGGCCGAGGACCUCGACGGCGACGACGACUGCGCCGAGCCGAAGCGGCGGGAGGGCGGCGCGAGGCGCCCCAAAGCCAUUGACGCCGACACCACCGCCGUCGGCAACGACGAGACGGACGAACCGCAGAGGAAGAAAAUCAAGGUGGAGCCGGGCGAGCAGCAGCCGCCACCGCCGCCGCCGCGAUCCGCCGGCGCCGCGCCGCAGGUGCCGCCCUUCUGCGUGCCGCUCUACUUCUUCCCGGCGCCGUCGGGAGAGGCGGCCUCGGUCGCCGCGGCCUACCUGCCGAUGCUGGACCCCUCGGCGCUCGCCGGCAAGAAGGGCUGGUACCCGGGGCCCAUGCCGUUCUUCUGCCCCGGUUUCUCCGUGCCGACGACGGUGCCGCCGCAGGGCACCGCCACAGAUUGCUUCGGGCCCCUCACGCCCACGAGCCGGGGAGACGAGACGCCCGACAAUAAGUCAGACUGGUUCGGCAGCCGUUCGGCCUCACCAGAUUCGGAGGACAACUCAAUCGAGUAGUGCCGCAGUGCCGCUGGUUCUAAGGACUCGUGGUGGCGGCGGCGGUGUCGUCCAAGGAGAAAAAAAAGUUUCCAAUAGAGUAGAAAAACGGAGAUAAAAGAAAAAAAAUCUAAAUUGUUUUGCUUUUGGCAAAAUCUUCUUCAAUAAUCAAGCUGCGACUCUCAAAUGGACAAAACGAUGGUUUGUGGAUCAGGCCCAUGCUUUGGUGAGCCGGGACACCAUUAAAAUUUUCUUCGCGCACCAAAAUACUGUGUCCCCGGCUGUGCCUUGGUGGCCGUGUCACGCGGAACGUGGGCCCAAGUGACGUGUGGCGGCGUCCCACGUCGUCCGUUUGUGAACCCCCUGAAUGUGUUCUUGCGUCUUGCUCGGGGAUGUAAAUAGUGCGAUGGCGAGCGGUUUUCGACGAAAGAUGUUUUCCAUGUUUUUUGUGCUCUAAGGUUUACAUGUGGUACGUUUAGCACGAGCGGACAGACAUCCAACAGUACAGCCGUUUAAAUGACGUGUAAAAUGUGAACAGGAUGUUUGUUUUAAACCUUUUUAGAUAUUACAUAGGUGCUCGACUCUGUACUGUAAAUGCUCUACUUUUUUUGUAGAGAAUUCCAUAUUGAGCAGGCGAGCGCGAGGCAGCAGCAGCAGCACAGCUCACACACGAGCCAGCGUGCAUCACCCUGCGCUUGUGCUCGUCUGUCACCGUACCCCGAUGUUUAUUUAAUGCGAUUUGAUUUUUUUUUUACCGUUUCGUUCGGGUAAAAAAAGUGUGCAGGAUCGCACGAUGUUGUCACAGUGCCUUGGAUUAAACAGGCAAGUUCA
Molecule: messenger RNA, 3151 nt
Organism: Petromyzon marinus (sea lamprey)
Lineage: Eukaryota; Metazoa; Chordata; Hyperoartia; Petromyzontiformes; Petromyzontidae
Product: class E basic helix-loop-helix protein 41-like
Biological process (GO): regulation of DNA-templated transcription
Molecular function (GO): DNA binding; protein dimerization activity
Source: RefSeq, a predicted model, not a curated record